Molecule: messenger RNA, 20976 nt
Organism: Coregonus sp. 'balchen'
Lineage: Eukaryota; Metazoa; Chordata; Actinopteri; Salmoniformes; Salmonidae
Source: the annotation of a GenBank genome assembly
AUGGCAUCACGCUCUCCAUCGUCUUCCCCUGAUUCUGCCACAGGCUCAGGUACCGACCCAGCUCGGCCUGAUACAGGAGAUCCUCUCGGCGGAGGAUCGGACUCCGACUCAGAUCUAGGACUAGGGAAAUUCGACUGCGGUGCAGGUGACCCUGGUCAUCGACUGGAAGGGGAGGAAUUGGAACACGAAUUUGAGGCAGCAGCAGACCGUCUUCGAGAUCUACUUCAGACGGCCAGUAGGGAACAACUGUUGUACCUGUAUGCUAGGUAUAAACAGGUGACUAUCAGAUAGCAGCACAUCCCAAUGGUCCCAUUAGUUAUUUAGAUACUUUUGGUGAUAUAGUGUAUGUCGACACCCCUUCAAAUUAGUGGAUUCGGCUAUUUCAGCCACACACGUUGCUGACAGUUGUAUAAAAUCGAUCACACAGCCAUGCGAUCUCCAUAGACAAACAUUUGCAGUAGAAUGGCCUUACUGAAGAACUCAGUGACUUUCAAUGUGGCACCGUCAUAGGAUGCCACCUUUCCAACAAUUCAGUUUGUCAAAUUUCUGCCCUGCUAGAGCUGCCCUGGUCAACUGUAAGUGUUGUUAUUGUGAAGUGGAAACGUCUAGGAGCAACAACGUCUCAGCCGCAAAGUGGUAGGCCACACAAGCUCACAGAACUGGAGCCCGGAGGGCUGAAGCGCUUAAAAAAUGUCUGUCCUCAGUUGCAACACUCACUACCGAGUUCCAAACUUCCUCUGGAAGCAACGUCAGCACAAUAACUGUUUGUCGAGAGCUUCAUGAAAUACGUUUCCAUGGCCGAGCAGCCGCACACAAGCCUAAGAUCACUAUGCGCAAUGCCAAGCGUCAGCUGGAGUGGUGUAAAGCUCGCCGCCAUUGGACUCUGUGGAAACGCGUUCUCUGGAGUGAUGAAUCACGCUUCACCAUCUGGCAGUCCGACGGACAAAUCUGAGUUUGGCGGAUACCAGGAGAACGCUACCUGCCUCAAUGCAUAGUGCUAACUGUAAAGUUUGGUGGAGGAGGAAUAAUGGUCUGGGGCUGUUUCUCAUAGUUCGGGCUUGGCCCCUUAGUUCCAGUGAAGGGAAAUCUUAACGCUACAGCAUACAAUUACAUUCUAGAUGAUUCUGUGCUUCCAACUUUGUGGCAACAGUUUGGGGAAGGCCCUUUCCUGUUUCAGCAUGACAAUGCCCCCGUGCACAAAGCGAGGUCAAUUCAGAAAUGGUAUGUCGAGAUCAGUGUGGAAGAACUUGACUGGCCUGCACAGAGCCCUAACCUCAACCCUAUGGAACACCUUUGGGAUGAAUUGGAACACCGACUGCGAGCCAGGCCUAAUCGCCCAACAUCAGUGCCCAACCUCACAAAUGUUAUUGUGGCUGAAUGGAAGUCCCCGCAGCAAUGUUCCAACAUCUAGUGGAAAGCCUUCCCAUAAGAGUGGAGGCUGUUAUAGCAGCAAAGGGGGGACCAACUCCAUAUUUAAUGCCUAUGAUUUUGGAAUGAGAUGUUUGAAGAGCAGGUGUCCACAUACUUUUGGUAAUGUAGUGUAGCUAGCAAGUGACAUGGCAUAAAUAUUCAGGCUACAUUCAUGUCUGUUAUGUUCUCCAAACAUUGUUCAUCAUGCCUUUGUAUCCCUAAUAAUAUCAUUGUUACACUAUUUUGUUGACUUGUGACGGGGUGGGAGGUUCACCACAGGUAAGUACACAAAUUCCAAACAGGUGUAUGAUCAAUGUCCAUCUAUUGCUUGCCAUUGAAUUGAUAGUGAUGAUUCUGCUGAGAGCUGUCAAACAGAUGGUUAGGCUGUGCUAUUCAAUAUAUUCCUAAGUCACCUGUAUUUCAUAUGUUUACAGGUCAAGGUUGGAAAGUGCAAUACAGCAAAGCCUGGGUUUUUCGAUUUUGAAGGUCAAAGAAAAUGGUAUGUUUAUCAUUUCUUAAUCAUUGUGCUGAUAUAAUGUGUUUAUUUAAUUCCUGGCAUGAAUUUGCAUGGGGGAAUCAGACUAUGCCCUGGAGGCCUCCCUGGAGUAAGUUAUGAGUGGUCCUGUUUUGAGAUUUCAAUUUACAUUCAAUUUUUUCUUGUUCCAAAUUGAAACUCACCUACUGUAUGGUCCUGUCCUGUUCUCUUUAAUAGUUUUUGGAGGGAGAGAAAUUAUCUGCUGAAUGUUGUUAUUAUGUUUUGCUACAGGACAGCAUGGAAGCAGCUUGAGGACAUGAGCGCAGAACAGGCCAUGCAGGAGUAUGUUUCGUGCGUAACUUCACUAGACCCAGACAGCAGUCAGAAGGUAAAAAGCCCUCACAAAUCCAAUACUACACUACAUUUGAUCUCACAAAUUUACAUAAUACAAUUUCCACAUGCAGGAAACACUGCAAUGUGAGAACUGAAACAAAUGUUUAUUUAUAGAGUGCAAACCAUAAUAUGUGCCACUUCUGAAGAAUCCUGUCUCCUGAGCAUAGCCUAAAAUGUUUCUUCAGUAGCGAGGCACAUUUUUAUUUUUUAAAAUAAAGAUGAUGAUCCCGUGUGGCUCAGUUGGUAGAGCAUGGGGCUUGCAACGCCAGGGUUGUGGGUUCGAUUCCCACGUGGGAACAGUAUGAAAAAUGUAUGCACUCACUACUGUAAGUCGCUCUGGAUAAGAGUAUCUGCUAAAUGACUAAAACAGGGGUGUCAAACGUCCGGCCCGCGGGCCAGAUCAGGCCCGCAAACGGGUUUAAUCUGGCCCGCAAGAUGAUAAAAAUAAAAAAUAAAAAUAAAAACAUUUUUAAGUAUAAAAAUGCGCUGCAAUUUUUCAAUAAAAUAAACUGCUGUUCCAAUUGCGUCCCCUGGAUGGCGCAAUAGCAAUUAUGUUAAGCAAGCAAACUGUUUAUACCGGGGCAGAGCAAGUAGGUCAAGCACGUGCAGCCAAUGAGCUACUUUGUUUUGCCCGCGAUAUUUAUUACGGCUUCUACUUUUAACAUUAUGUGCUUUGGCACCCUCAUUGCCCCAAUAUGUCUCUGUCAAAAAAGAGAAAAGUGGACGCAGAGUGCAGAGUGUUCCAAGAAAAAUUGUCAUCCUAUUUAUUCAUGGUAUUGAAUGGGAAAGCUGUAUGUUUGGUGUGUUCAGAGCAUGUUGCAGUGCUGAAAGAAUAUAACCUUCGUCGCCACUAUGUGAGUCUUCAUGCCGACAAAUAUGACAACUUUCAAGGACAGCGGAGAUGAGAGAAGGUGAAUGAACUGUUGGCGGGUCUGAAGAAACAGCGGUCUUUGUUUACUCACAGCCGAGACAUCAGUGACGCUGCAGUGAAAGCUAGCUAUCUCAUUGCUAAUGAAAUCGCAGUGGCUUCAAAACCAUUUAGUGAGGGUGAAUUUGUAAAAACAUGCAUGAUGAAGGCAGCGGAGAUUGUGUGCCCUGAAAAGCGGCAGGCUUUUGCAAAUAUCAGCCUGACAAGAAACACAGUUGCAGACAGGAUUUCCGAUCUUUCAGUGGAUUUGGACAGCCAGUUGAAGCAAAAAGUAAAGUCAUUUAUUGCGUUUUCGGUUGCAAUUGAUGAAAGCACGGACAUUACAGAUGUUGCACAACUGGCCAUUUUCAUCCGCGGAGUUGAUGACACAUUGACCGUCACCAAGGAGUUCGUGGAGUUGGUGCCGAUGUCAGAUACAACGACAGCAGUUGAUAUUUUUACCGCACUCGUCGGCGCGCUGGACAGGGUCGGAGUGGACUGGUCCUGCGCUGUCAGCCUGGCUACAGAUGUUACAGAGCACCUGAAUAACUUGAACAAACAGCUGCAAGGGCGCAACAAAGUUGUCACGCAGUAUUAUGACAGCAUACGUUCUUUCAAGUUGAAGCUGUCAUUGUGGGAGACGCAACUUGCCGGUGGAGAUGCAGCUCACUUCCCCUGUCUGAAAAAUGUGUGCGCGACCCAACAUGUGGCAGACAUGAAGCGGUUCAAAGAUAAAAUAACGGGACUGUUACGGGAGUUUGAGCAACGCUUUCAGAUUUAUGUUUAUAUGUUUUUAUGUUGAUGUGCUAUUGUUUUUAAUUGAUUUUAUUUUAUUUGUAUAUUUAACCUAUUCUUGACUCUGGUUCUUGCACUUGUUUGGGGAACAGGAUUUCAUUAUUUUUAUCUACAUUUCUGCCUGAGAAAUGACACCCUGAUAUAGUUCUGUGAUCUGUGAAACAGUUCUGUUAAUCACUGAGGCAUUGUGUGUUUGUGUGUUCUUUUUCUUUAGAAUUUUCAAAUAAACUUGACGUGUUUUAUGAUUAAUAGUGAUGUUGUGCUUGUACUAUUUUGGACACACUGUCUUCAGGCUCCAGCUUUAUGUUGUAUGUUGAUCGUAUUAAAACAAAGAAAACAAUCUGAAGUUGUUGUUUUUAAGUUAUAUAUACCAUGAUUUUUCCGGUCCGGCCCACUUGGGAAUAGAUUUUCCUCCGUGUGGCCCCUGAGCUAAAAUGAGUUUGACACCCCUGGACUAAAAUGUAAAACAUUUCAAGAUAAUGAACUUUGACAGCUCCACCUGCACCUUAGAAUGCAGUAUGGUACAUUGACCAGCAGGGGGCACUGACUGACUAUGCAACUUGGCAGACAUACUGACUGACUAUGCAACUUGGCAAACAUACCAAGCAUUUGUCCAACAUUACCUGAGACUGUUUUAGCUUUGCAUGUCGUCAUCUUCUUUAAUGUUUACAGAUUACAAUGAAACCAACUCCAGGAAAUGAUUUUGUGAUUCUCUCUGUUUUCAUGUUCUAUGUAGGACUUUUUUUCUUGUGAGUUUGACAUUAUUUGUGAGAGGGUUUUUGAUCUAGCCUAAAUAAAAUAAGUGUUUACUGUGCUCAUAAAUUGUGUAUCUGGUGUGGUGUACCUGCCUGCCUGCAUCAGAGGGCUAGUGUUGUAAUGCAGACAUGGGCCUGCUAUCUCAGGGAGUAGGGCAAUGGAAUCAUUCACUCACUAAAUUCUACCCCAUUACAAUAACAGGCCUGCCAACUGGGACCAAGCACACUGUCACAGCUGACAAUGACACCCUGCCUGGAGUGAGACAAUGUGGAUGUGGAUGGGGAGGGGGGCUGCAAAGAGGCUGAAUGAAACACAACAUUUUGGGAUACAGUACUAUCAAUAGGCCAGUCCCUCAUUAUGUCAUUUCCAGCAUGGGUAUUGUAUGGUUUGAUAAAACGGAUGGAGAGAAAAAAUAAUAUUUUUGUUCUAUUCUGACCUCUAUGCAACAUGGCUGAGGAAAGUAGCAACAUGAGACAAACCCAUAUGCACUUUUCUUCCCGAAGGAAAAUUCAGCACAAAGAAAUGUCCCCUUCUCUAACCUCCGUCCCCAAAGGAGAGAUUUAGAGUGAUGUUUAGCGGUGUGACAUAAAAGCCUGUCAAAGGUCCUGUUUGAGUUAGUGUCUUCCACCCGCCUCUCUCUCCUUCCCCAUUCGUCCCCUCCACAAUGUGAGUGUCAGCAGGCAUCAGUGGCCUGCAGACCAGCCUGACACAUCCCUUUCUCUGGCGCUGCCAUCGGGGCCAAUACGUGCUGACAUGGCCCCUAGUGUGGCACAAUGCCAGGGGAAGGCAAAUGCACAAAUGCCCCUCUGAAAAGGAUGUGAUUGUAUUAGUGUUAACAAAGCACAGGGACUCUAUUCUUACCAAGUUCCAGACAAACAGAUUCAGGAGAGGCUGGAUGAGGAUGAAGGCAGCAGAGACAAUAGUCAGUUCUUGACCUCUCUCCUAUUUGUAUUGUUGGCUGCACUAUCUUUAAAUUAUAAAAGGAAGUGCAUCAGCGAAUAUUCUGAGUUUAGAAGGGAAUUGCACUCCUAAAAGUGCAUGUACCGUUAUUUUUCUUUUUUGCCCACGAUCCCCUCGGAAAUUAAAUCUAAUUAGUUUGUUGUCUUCUGUGAGUCAUUAUGGAAGAGAUAAUAGAACAUAGGUUAGACCUAGGACCUACAAAACGGUUGUAUCCAUGCAGACUAUGAUAGUUUGCCAUUACAGCAUGUAUUAGUGGGUCAGAAAAUGCUAAACAAAUAUAAUAGCUGAAAUAAUUUGGAGCAGUUCAAAUAUUCUACUCAAAACAGACUUUAUACAUGUUUUGCAGUCACCUCCAAACAUUGUGUAAGCGCAUCGUGACUAGGUAAACCUAUUGCUGUCUGUGAAUAGGGAAACUCAUUCUCCCAGUGGCUCUUUUGUUUUACAUUGUACGGCACAGUGUGCUUGUUUUAGGUGGGGAGAACAGUGUUCGCUGGAUAACUAGCUAGGAGAAUACUGAACUGUCCUUAGAGCACAAUAGUGUGGCACACACCACUACAGACUCACUGUUAUUACAAAAGGUGAGGGGAGCAUUAUGGUACCAGAAUCAUGCUUUUGAAUGAAUGUCAGGGUUUAAUGUUUUGCUUCUUGUUCCAGGAGAGAAGAGAGCGUAGGACAGGAUUUGGAGGCCCAACAGUCAGUUCCCUCUACCAAGAAGAAAUGAUCAGGUACGUCACACUGUCUGUAUGUCUGUCCUGUAUCAGAGACAAACUUCCUCUGCACUGAGCUCUGAGUGUCAGAAGUUCUUCUGCAGACUGUAAAACAGGGUUUCCCGAACUCGGUCCUCGGGACCCCAAGGGGUGCACAUUUUGGUUUUUGCCCGAGCACUACACAGCUGAUUCAAAUAACCAACUAAUCAUCAAGCUUUGAUCAUUUGAAUCAGCUGUGUAGUGUUAGGGCAAAAACCAAAUCAUGCACCUCUUAAGGUCCCGAGGACCGAGUUUGGGAAACGCUGCUGUAAACUGUUGUGGGAACAUGAGACAGUCCUGAUUUAUGUUAAUUAUAUUCACUCUCCUAACGGGAACCCUCAGAAGCUUGAUCAAGCAAAAACACCACCCUCGUUUCUGGGAAAAAAGGCUCUUUUGGAAAUUAAAUGACUGCUAUAUCCAGCAGGUUUUCCCCUAAAUUAUCCUCAUUAGUAUGCAUGCGCUGAGGAGAGGUGGCCUGAAAAUGCCUGCCUUUUAAUUACUUUUUCAAUAACGUGUUGAAAUGAGAGAGCGUUGGGUAUAGAACACUGCCACGUGGCACGGGCUCCCCUGGCGAUGCCCCUCUUGGUGAUAGCCAAUGGGGAUGCCCCGUGGGGCAGGAAGUCAUUAACGUUCCCCCUCGGCGAGGUCUUCCUCGGGCAUGUCCCUCUCCAAACUGUUACACUCACUGGUUCGCUGAAUAUCCAAUUUUCCCCUCUCAGUACAGGAAGACCCACCCGCUCCAUAUUAAAUAGUCUGCCUCCUCAAGCAGGGGCUUGUUGCUGAGUUAAUUGCAUCCUCUUUGCUCAUUUUCUGCUCUGGGUCGGGUAGCUAUGUGUGGAAUGUGUAUUGACAAAAGCAGGAUUGAAUGCCGAUAUCCCUCAGAUGGUGAAGUCUGCUGUUUGUGAUGGAAUAGAUUUGUGUGAGCUACACUUGUAAUCCUCUCACAGAUUGUAAAAAGGCUCUGAUCAACGUCAGACUUAUGGUUCGCUGACAUCCUAGACCACUUGGCUGGAAAGUCACAGCAAGUGUGAGUUCUCUCAUUGUCACUCAUAGCUCUUUGUUGUAGUAUGUGUGUGUGGUUGACCCUCCCUAUAAGAAUGUGUGAUUGAUGGUGGAGCUGUUGAAGUCAUCAGUAGCGGCCUGGCUGUGUUGGGAGAUGUGUUCUCCUGUGUGUGCCUGGUGAAGGGCUGGCAUGAAGGCUGAUGGAUGAGGGGGAUAUCUGUCAGUAUGUUGGGAUAGGCUGCAGAGCAGGACUGUGUGUUUUAUGAGGCUGGUGUGUGUGUGUCAGUGAGCUGGGCUAGGUAUGAGGGUGAUGUGGGAUUUACUCUUGCAGGGUGGUGUUCUGGAUGAUGGGAUGGUGUUCAUGGGUCAUGACACCAAAUCCACAUUUACAGUAACUGAUUAGUUGCAUAGUAGUUACCAUAUGCACGUGAUAUUGCAGUUGCGCAUACACUGUUAUACACUUAGGCCACUCACACACACAUCAGGGUCUCUCUCUCGCUCUCUCUCCUCCCCCCUUCCCCUGGCUGGUAGUCAGAUGUGGUUAACCAGGCAGUGGGGAUGACAGAGUAGCCUGUGACCUUCCCAGCAUGACGUGCGGCGGGUCGUUUAUCAGGGCACCAUUAAUCGUGUGCGUGCUGUCAGGCGGCCGGCCGCCGUUGGCCAAACCCUCGCCGGCCAGCGCAGCCUGACUGAUGAGCUCCGCCAUUGAUUAGUUGCCGUGGGAGACGGAUGGUGCCCACGUGGCAGGGUCACCAGAGAAGGGGGAGGGGCUGGCCCCCCACUUAUGAAUAAACAUGAUUCUCAUGAGCAUGUAAAUGAAUGUGCCCUCACAUGUAACCUUAUUCUGUUCAACUGGAAUGAGCUGUUUAUAAAUCAACUUGUGAUUGAGGCACAAGGCAAGCAUCAGGAACAAAGGGAGAGAGGGUUCCACAGUGCUCUGUUUAACACUGUUGCUAUUUUAGGCUCCAUUUUGAGUUUCUGACACCCUCAGUUAGGAUCUACGUAUCCUCUAUUUCUUUGAUAAUCCUAUCUCUUAUUCUGAUACUGCAAAACACUAAGCAGAACCACUGCUGUACUAUAUCCUAAUAAUUUCUCAAUUCCCCUCCAGUUAGGUAGCUCUUAGCCCCGCUAACCCCUGUUAACGAAUAGUGUUAAUGCUAUCCUCCCCACUUCGGGGGUGUGGGGCCCUGCCAGCCUGUCCUGUCCUCCACUGGGGCUGGGACUGGGUUGCUCUCUGUCAGACAAUGGAGCACUAAAUGCAAUUAAUCAGGAUCCCUGGGUAAGAGGGGAAGGCGUAAAUCUCUAAAUGAGAUAUAGCCCCUUCCCUUCCCCUCUGUCCCCGUGCAUCCCCCACCCCAACAGUCCUGCCUGGCGUGGCCCUAAUGCCAGGAGGUGAUUAAGGGGGGGAAUAAUUAGAGCUAGUGUGGCGUACCGUGCUGCUUCCCCAGGGAUGACUCACCAGGGAGGAGUAGGAGGAAAUGUUAUGUUUAUCCCACCCAUUCUGUCAUAGCGUGUGUGGUGGUGGGGGGGGGGGGGGGGGGAUCUUUCCGGUGGUGUUAACCUCAUCCACACACCUAUACAAUACAAGAUAUUGGGAUGUGUAUUCAUAUCAAAAUUUGUUAAUGACAGAUAAAUAAAUGUUCAUUUCACUAUGAUUAUUAAUUUGUAUUCAGAUCUAGAUUUUUAUGAGGCGUGUGUGGUGGUGUUGAUUGUUUUUGCUGAGAUGGAGAAUUCCCUGAAGAACAGAUGUCUCUUCUCAUCUGAUGCCAGACGGUUCCGUCACUUCCAUGCACUGGUACAUUGACUGAUGCUUUCUCUCUUCCUCUGCCCUCACAGGGAAGAAGACAAGAACAUAUUUGACUACUGCAGAGAGAACAACAUAGAACACAUUACCACGGCUAUCAGUUCCAAGGAAGUGGAUGUCAACGCAAAAGAUGAAGAGGUAAGUGUCACCCAUUCUUCAAAGACCCCGCUUGUUAAACAAUACAUUCAUUCCAGCUGUAAAACCAGCUAAUUUGCAAUAUGGUACAAUAUUCCUCCCGUAGCUCCAUUGUCUUUGGCCUCAAAUUGACUAUUAGUCCAUGGGAACUCUUCACAUUAAUAUAUCUCAGAUCUAUGGGAGAAGCUUAAGGCAUUAAGAUCAUUAGAUGUUUUUCACUUUGACCUCAAAUCUAUUCAUCUGCUCUUUAUUCAUUUAUCACAGAGGGUAAAUGGCUUAGUCCCUCUCAUCACAGCAAUUCUUCAAAUAAGGAACCAGUUGGUGUAUGAGUAGCCAGGCCAGAUUGUGGAGGUCUGUGUGUGGCUACUCCAGCGUUGGUUACCAGUGGACUGCAUGUCUCCGGACUGACCAGCCGAGGGCAGUAGUGAAGUUCAAUCCACAGCCCCUGAUGCAGUCUAUCCUUAGACUUUGCAUCAUUGUAUCUGUCCCAUUAUGGAGUCUGUGAGAGCACGGGCAGCGCCAUUGAGGCCAUCUCCAUUUUGAAGUAGUAUAUUUUCUUCUUCUACUGCUUCUAUGAGUUGAUAAACAAACUGAAAGGGUGCACACUGCCACCUGGAGUGUGUUGUUUGCACAGGUAUAAAGCCAAGGUUGGCUAUUUACUGUCACCUGCAGUUAUGGAAUGUUUCCUCACGAGUAUAAUUCAUUGGCUGAUCCCUCCUGAUGACCCUGAUGGCAUCAUGUGAUCCUUCCUUAACCCAUUGGAAGUCCCACCCAGUUGACUACUUCAAAAUAGCUGCCCAUGCUAAAAUGGGCUUUUAGGCACUAGAGUCCUCUAUCUAUCUCUAUGGGUCCAUCUCAGAUAGGCCCCCAGCUGAGAGCGAGAUGGGAAGGGAAGGUCUCUGGCAUCCAUUCAUAGAGAGACAGAGCCUGUGUUCGCCACUUGCAGUAGUGAAUAUCCCACUAAUUGGAAUGUGCCUACAAUUGAAUGUCCCACUAGUAAUCUAGAGACUGUAUAAAUGACUCUUGUUUCCACUGAUAACCAAAGCCUCCAGUAUUAGUGACUCAGUAGACUGUUCUUCAGCAGAAUGUACUGUUGUUUGAUGUUUUCAGCAGUUGAGGAUAUUGGCACUUUAAUUGGGGGUGAUAUGAGCUGGGUGGUGGCCUCUGACCCCUGGGGUGGUUGGUCCCCUGACUCCCCUUCAGAGGCCAAAGGCAUUAGCUGUAAUGUACAGUGCAGGCGUGGGGCGAAUGGGGAAAUAAUCCUAAUGAUGGGGAGAAUAGAUCAGGGUGUCCAGCCGCCCGCCUCAGUCUUUAUGACUCACUGAGGCUGCCUCAUUACUGUUGGGGGGACGAGAGUCUGGGGGCCACACUACAGGUAUACAUCAUCCACACACAUACACACACCAGCCAUGAGCAUGGGAUCAAUCACACAUGCUGUGAGUCAUGGCCCACACAGAAGUGUGACAAACGUCUGUUUAUGGGUGUGUGUGUGUUCACUGCACAGACACAAGAACCGACUGGUGUUUUACAGUACCCUAGCUGCUUCACACUAUUCUUAGUCAGUUGGGAGGUCUGUUUGGAGAGGUCUGUUAUGCUGCACACUGUGCUGAGACACUAUACCAUAUCUCUAUUAAACUACCCAGAGCUGAAGACAAAGGACUGAUUCUAGACAAUACUGUGACUAAUUUACUGGAGAAUACAGUCUAGUCAGAGUUCACUAAUCGAAUCCCCCUCAGCCCUCAUGAAGUUGUCUCCCUCACUCUGAAUAAUCAUGAGAUAUUUUGUGUUUUUGCCUAUUCCUGUUUUGUAGUUGUAUAGUGUACAAGUGGCUGUCCCAGUAGACGGGUGAAGUGUUCACACAGGUCCCAACAUGGCACUGAGAGAGACCACACAACCACCACUAACCACCAUGUACCCCAACAAUGGAGGGAUGGGUUUCAUGUUGUAAUACCGCCCAAGGAACUCCUCUUUUCCCUUUGUUUCUCUCUCUUUCUGGGACAAAGUCCCACCCCAUUCAAUUAGAGCCAAUUGAGUUGACAGGUCCCCUCCCACAGAGACUGAGGAGCAGGCAGCGGCUGAGGAGAGUGCCCUUUCAGCCCCUUUUAGACGCGUCUGUUGUGUGUUACCGUGGGUGCGAGUCAAAGCGCCUGUCAUUGGCUAAUCCCCUACAACACUCUGACAGGGAGGUAGCUUAACCUUCUAUUACAAAAAGUGGCGCCAGCGCUUCUUCCUGAUGGAUGAUUUCCAGUAGCGUUUCCUUCUUUUGUUGUUAUCUCAGACAAACAAGAGUGCUACAGUGAAGUUUUUAUGUUCCUUCUUACGAUAAAUGGUUAUUUCAAAGUAAUUUUUUUUCUCAUGAAAAUGCUCUUUAAUCCAACCAGACAUCCCAAUGGUGUACUUAUGAGUGUACUGUGCUGUCUUACUCUGCGAAGACCAAUCCUGUAGAGAGGUUAUGGUGAACUUCACUCUUUCCCAAAACAUACAGUACCAGUCAAAAGUUUGGACACACCUACUCAUUCCAUUUCUUAAUUUUUACAAUUUUCUACAUUGUAGAAUAAUAGUGAAGACAUCAAAACUAUUAAAUAACACAUUUGGAAUAAUCUAUUAACCAAAAAGGGUUAAACAAAUCAAAAUAUGUUAUAUUUGAGGUUCUUCAAAGUAGCCACCCUUUGCCUUGAUGACAGCUUUACACACUCUUGGCAUUCUCUCAACCAGCUUCAUUAGGUAGUCACCUGGAAUGCAUUUCAAUUAACAGGUGUGCCUUGUUAAAAGUUAAUUUGUGGAAUUUCUUUCCUCCUUAAUGCGUUUGAGCCAAUCAGUUGUGUUGUGACAAGGUAGGGGUGGUAAAUAGAAGAUAGCUCUUUUUGGUAAAAGACCAAGUCCAUAUUAUGGCAAGAACAGCUCAAAUAAGGAAUGAGAAACGACAGUCCAUCAUUACUUUAAGACAUGAAGGUCAGUCAAUACGGAACAUUUCAAGAACUUUAAAAGUUUCUUAAAGUGCAGUCGCAAAAACCAUCACGCGCUGUGAUGAAACUGGCUCUCAUGAGUUCUGCCACAGGAAAGGAAGACCCAGAUUUACCUCUGCUGCAGAGGAUAAGUUCAUUAGUUACCAGCCUCAGAAAUUGCAGCCCAAAUAAAUGCUUCACAGAGUUCAAGUAACAGACACAUCUCAACAUCAACUGUUCAGAGGAGACUACGUAAAUUAGGCCUUCAUGGUGGAAUUGCUGCAAAGAAACCACUAAUAAAGGACACCAAUAAGAAGAAGAGAUUUGCUUGGGCCAAGAAACACGAGCAAUGGACGUUCGACUGGUGGAAAUCUGUCCUUUUGUCUGAUGUGUCCAAAUUUGAGAGACGCGGUGUAGGUGAACAGAUGAUCUCCACGUGUGUGUGGUUCCCACCGUGAAGCAUGGAGGAGGAGGUGUGAUGGUGUGGGGGUGCUUUGCUGGUGUUACUGUCUGUGAUUUAUUUAGAAUUCAAGGCACACUUAACCAGCAUGGCUACCACAGCAUUCUGCAGCGAUACACCAUCCUAUCUGGUUUGGGCUUAGUGGGACUAUCAUUUGUUUUUCAACAGGACAAUGACCCAACACACUUCCAGGCUGUGUAAGGGCUAUUUGACCAAGAAGGAGAGUGAUGCAGUGCUGCAUCAGAUGACCUGGCCUCCACAAUCACCCGACCCCAACCCAAUUGAGAUGGUUUGGGAUGAGUUGGACUGCAGAGUGAAGGAAAAGCAGCCAACAAGUGCUCAGCAUAUGUGGGAACUCCUUCAAGACUGUUGGAUAAGCAUUCCAGGUGAAACUGGUUGAUAGAAUGCCAAGAGUGUGCAAAGGUGUCAUCAAGGCAAAGGGUGGCUACUUUGAAGAAUCUAAAAUCAAAAAUAUAUUUUGAUUUGUUUAACACUUUUUAGAUAAUACAUGAUUCCAUAUGUGUUAUUUCAUUAGUUUUGAUGUCUUCACUAUUAUUCUACAAUGUAGAAAAUAGUAAAAAUAAAGAAAAACCCUUGAAUGAGUAGGUGUGUCCAAACUUUUGACUGGUACUGUAGGUCUCUUGAGGGUAUAUACAGAACGUUCCAAAGUGGAAUUAUUGUAUUAGAAGAAAAGGAAAGAUGAAAAUGUGACAAACAAUCAAAGGGGCACGUCAAAAACAGAGAGAAAGCACAGUGGUAUUUAGGCUCCGGCCUCUCUCAUAAAUAUAAAUGUUAACAUACAGCCGUUGUGAUCAAUAUAAUUUGAGCAAUAGAAUAGGACUUAGGGAGUUUGCUUGAAAAAUGAGCUCCCUGUGGCGGUUGUAUUAGAAUGAGGGGUUUGGAGCUAAGGAGAGGAGGGGAGACAGGCUGUGAGGGCUGAUCAAGGUUUUUUCCACAGCAUCUCAUCAAUCACCUCUAAGGACUCUGCCGGCCCUCCGCAAUUUGUCCCUGAGCUCCUGGACAAGCCCUGACCCCCCUCCACCUCCCCUACCCCUUACACACACACAGACCCCUCCUGCUGGCAAGGAGGCAGAGCAGAGCUCAUCCUGUCACCACCUCAUUUUAUAGUUGGGAUCUGAAGGCUCUGAGUUAUAAAUUGUGCUGCAUAAUUAAUUUUUUCUUAAGGGGAGAAAUCUAUUGUGAGGUUAACUUUGUGUAGCCGGUGCAUAACAGAAUGGAAUAGAUGGUUCUAUUAGAGGUGAGGAAGGGUUGCGCCCUCCUUCCAUGUUACUGAACGCUCCAGCAGGUCCCCACACUGCAUUUACAUUUCUGUGUGUGGUCAGAUGGCCCACACACACUGUCACUAUCCAUAACAGCUGUUGUCCACUCACUAGACUAGGCAACCUUACUAAAGUACCUGAUUUUUUUUUAGCUGCGUAAGAAGUAUUGUAGUACAUGAGAUCUGAUUUACAAUGGAUAGUGUUCAGGUGUGGAAACAAGCACUGACAUUUACUUUGAGGGUUUUACCUAAGAGAAAAAAGAUUCACAUAUUUGAUUCGGUAUCUUGACUCCAACUCAUUAGCUGCUACUGCAAUGAUGGUAAACAAUACCUGUUGCACCUUGAAGUAUCUGAUUAUGUACAGUAGAAUCUGUUUGUGCAGGAAUAAAGAGGCACACCUUUAUGUGUUUCAGGGCAGAAAUUUGCUCCACUGGGCCUGUGACAGAGGACACAAAUACCUGGUGUCUGUGUUACUGCAAAACAGCGCUGACAUCAACAGCCAGGUGAGUCACACACAUACACACCAGGGCUUGACAUUACCUUUCUUAGCCACUUUCCCUUCGGACAAGUAGGACUGAUUUUUUUUCUUAUCCAAAAGCUCAAGUCAGUUGUCCCCCCCCCCCACACACACACAAAAAUGUCUCUAACACCAUUUUUACAUAAUUGUAUGAUGCAAGGAACCACUUUACAAAAUAAAAUGCAUUACUAUCUUCUUUACCAUAGAGAAUCAGCAGAAAUGUAGGCUACACUCUGCGUAUUGGCUUCUUUGCAUAUUCAAACCUGUCUCAAAAUACAACACUGCCCCUUUAAGGCUGUCCUGGAGGAUGGUUGACCACCCUUGGUGCAACAUUACAAUUACAACCAAAUAAUUACAUGCCCGAGCGGUUUUAUGUGACAAAGAUGAAAAUAUCUGGUCAAAAUUUAGAAAGAGGGGAGAUCUAAAUAUGCAUAAAUUAGCAUGGGUUAAUAAUGACUAGGAUUAUGCCUUUGGCUGCUGGACAAUAAAAUAAAGUUGAUUUGAAAACCAAUAGAACAUGAGAAAAAUGCUGGUUUCAAUGGCAUUAAGUGUUUAUAAAAUAAUUCCCUCAACAUUUCUGUGGUUGUAUUUUGGCAAGGCUACUUUGAAACAAGGUAAGACAUGCUUCAUAAAAUGACAUAAAAUGUCCAGGUUUUAAACAAUUAAGUUUAUGGUUAAAUAGUUGCUGACCACCUCUGCUCAGAUUCAAGGUGGGUGAUAUGCAAGGCACUGUCCUUCACUCUCUGGUCUUGUGACCAUUUGAUCUGAACGUGCCUCUCGAGUAUGUUGACAGAAUCAAGCCUUUAGACGUUAAUGUUAAUUAUCUUUCAUUAUAUUUGUCAAACAUGACUGCCUUUUAGCCUAUAUUUAUGUAGCUAAUAAAAAGUUUCAAAAAGUUUGGCUACAUUUUCUGGCACCUCCCUCAUGUCAGCAUCGGUUUGGAGAUGAGGCUGAAGCCAAUAUGCAUAUACAUAUCACUUACACUUUGACAUUUUUUAUUGAUGUAAAUGAAAAAUAGAUUUGAAUAUAUUUCCAAUGUUGGCCUCUCUGAUCCAAUUCUGAUCAGAGUAUUUGUAUGAUAUUGUGAAUAGUGUUGUUGUUUUUUGUUGUAUUAUUAUUUUUAUUUUUUUACUUUUCCAUUCAGACAACUUAAAUCUAUAUUCUUCUUGUCCGACUAUUUUUUUAACUUGUCCCGGACAAGAGGACAAGCGUUAAUGUCGUGCCCUGCACACACACACACACACACACACACCAAAAAACUGGGGUUAGUGGUCAAGUGGCACUCGACGCAGAUGUCACAGGGUCAGAUAUUUUAGGGGAUUUAAAGAUUUCUGUGAGAUUCACAAUUGUGUUAAAAGGGGCAUAACACAGAACUGGGAUAUGUUCCGGGUAGCUUGUGAAAAUAAUUUAGACGAAUACACUGAAACGGUGACUGAGUUUAUCAGGAAGUGUAUAGGAGAUGUUGUGCCCACUGUGACUAUUUAAAAUCUACCCUAACCAGAAACCGUGGAUAGAUGGCAGCAUUCACGCAAAAUUGAAAGCGCGAACCACCGCAUUUAACCACGGCAAGGUGACUGGGAAUAUGGCAGAAUACAAACAGUGUAGCUACUCACUCCGCAAGGCAACUAAACUGGUAAAACAUCAGUAUAGAGACAAAGUGGAGUCUCAAUUCAACGGCUCAGGCACGAGACGUAUGUGGCAGGGUCUACAGACAAUCACGGACUACAAAAGGAAAACCAGCCACGUCACCGACACCGACGUCUCGCUUCCGGACAAGCUAAACACCUUCUUCGCCCGCUUUGAGGAUAACACAGUGCCACCGACGCGGCCCACUACAAGGACUGUGGGCUCUCCUUCUCGGUGGCCGACGCGAGUAAGACAUUUAAGCAUGUUAACCCCCGCAAGGCUGCCAGCCCAGACGGCAUCCCUAGCCGUGUCCUCAGAGCAUGCGCAGACCAGCUGGCUGGUGUGUUUACGGACAUAUUCAAUCUCUCCCUAUCCCAGUCUGCUGUCCCCACAUGCUUCAAGAUGGCCACCAUUGUUUAUGUACCCAAGAAAGCAAAGGUAACUGAACUAAAUGACUGUCGCCCCGUAGCACUCACCUCUGUCAUCAUGAAGUGCUUUGAGAGACUAGUCAAGGAUCAUAUCACCUCUCCUACCUGUCACCCUAGACCCACUUCAAUUUGCUUACCGCCCCAAUAGAUCCACAGACGAUGCAAUUGCCAUCACACUGCUCACUGUGCUAUCCCAUCUGGACAAGAGGAAUACCUAUGUAAGAAUGCUGUUGAUUGACUAUAGAUCAGCAUUCAACACCAUAGUACCCUCCAAGCUCAUCAUUAAGCUUGAGGCCCUGGGUCUGAACCCUGCACUGUGCAACUGGGUCCUGGACUUCCUGACGGGCCACCCCCAGGUGGUGAAGGUAGGAAACAACAUCUUCACUUCGCUGAUCCUCAACACUGGGGCCCCACAAGGGUGCGUGCUCAGCCCCCUCCUGUACUCCCUGUUCACCCAUGACUGCGUGGCCAAGCACGCCUCCAACACAAUCAUCAAGUUUGCAGACGACACAACAGUAGAAGGCUUGAUUAUCAACAAUGACGAGACAGCCUACAGGGAGGAGGUGAGGGCUCUGGGAGUGUGGUGCCAGGAAAAUAACCUCUCACUCAAUGUCAACAAAAUAAAGGAGAUGAUCGUGGACUUAAGGAAACAGCAGAGGGUGCCUCCCCCUAUCCACAUCGACGGGACCGCAGUGGAGAAGGUGGAAAGCUUCAAGUUCCUUGGCGUACACAUCACUGACAAACUGAAAUGGUCCACCCACGCAGACAGUGUGGUGAAGAAGGUGCAACAGAGCCUCUUCAACCUCAGGAGGCUGAAGAAAUUUGGCUUGGCACCUAAAACCCUCACAAACUUUUACAGAUGCACAAUUGAGAGCAUCCUGUUGGGCUGUAUCACCGCCUGGGACGGCAACUGCACCGCCCGCAACCGCAUGGCUCUCCAGAGGGUGGUGCGAUCUGCCGAACGCAUUACCGGGGGCAAACUAACCGCCCUUGAGGACACCAAGAGCACCCGAUGUCACAGGAAGGCCAAAAAGAUCAUCAAGGACAUCAACCACCCCAGCCUGUUCACCCCGCUAUCAUCCAGAAGGCGAGGUCAGUACAAGUGCAUCAAAGCUGGGACCGAGAGAAUGAAAACAGCUUCUAUCUCAAGGCCAUCAUACUGUUAAAUAGCCAUCACUAGCACAUUGGAGGCUGCUGCUGCCUAUUGAAAUCACUGGCCGCUUUAAGAAAUGGAUAAUGUUUACAUAUCUUGCAUUACUCAUCCUAUAUGUAUAUACUGUAUUCUAUAAUAUAAUAAGAGGUAGUCACCUGGAAUGGAUUUCAAUUAACAGGUGUGCCUUCUUAAAAGUUAAUAUGUGGAAUUUAUUUCCUUCUUAAUGUAUUUGAGCCAAUCAGUUAUGUUGUGACGGGGGGGAUAGCCCUAUUUGGUAAAAUACCAAGUCCAUAUUAAGGCAAGAACAGCUCAAAUAAGCAACGAGAAACAACAGUUCAUCAUUACUUUAAGACAUAAUGGUCAGUCAAUACGGAAAAUGUCAAGAACUUUGAAAGUUUCUUCAAGUUCAGUCGCAAAAACCAUCAAGUGCUAUGAUGAAACUGGCUCUCACGAGGACAACCACAGGAAUGGAAGACCCAGAGUUACCUCUGCUGCAGAGGAUAAGUUCAUUAGAGUUACCAGCCUCAGAAAUUGCAGCCUAAAUAAAUGCUUCACAGAGUUCAAGUCACAGACACAUCUCAACAUCAACUGUUCAGAGGGGACUGUGUGAAUCAGGCCUUCAUGGUCGAAUUGCUGCAAAGAAACCACGACUAAAGGACACCAAAACAAAGAAGAGACCUGCUUGGGCCAAGAAACACGAGCAAUGGACAUUAUACCGGUAGAAAUGUGUCCUUUUGGUCUGGAGUACAAAUUUGAUAUUUUUGGUUCCAACCGCCGUGUCUUUGUGAGAUGUGGUGUGGGUGAACGGAUGAUCUCUGCAUGUGGUGUUCCCACCGUAAAGCAUGGAGGAGGAGGUGUUAUGGUGUGGGGGUGCUUUGCUGGUGACACUGUCUGUGAUUUAUUUAGAAUUCAAGGCACACGUAACCAGCAUGGCUACCACAAAGGGUGGCUAUUUGAAGAAUCUCAAAUAUAACAUAUAUUUUGAUUUGUUUAACACUUUUGGUUACUACAUGAUUCCAUAUGUGUUAUUUUAUAGUUUUGAUGUCUUCACUAUUAUUCUACAACGCAGAAAAUAGUAAAAAAUAAAGAGAAACCCUUGAAUGAGUAGGUGUUCUAAAAUAAUUGACCGGUAGUGUAUUCUUAAUUCCAUUCCUUACUUAGAUUUGUGUGUAUUGGGUAUAUGUUGUGAAAUUGUUAGCUAUUACUUGUUAGAUAUUACUGCACUGUCGGAGCUAGAAGCACAAGCAUUUCACUACACCCGCAAUAACAUCUGCUAAACACGUGUAUGUGACAAAUAAAUAUGAUUUGAUUUGAUUUGAGCUCUCUGUCACUCACUAGUCUUCGACAGCCAAGCAUACCUCCUAAACACACCUACAGUCUACUUCACUAACACACCACAUAGUCAAUCCUUUGUAUCCCUGGAGGCUCAGUUCCUGUGGCUGAUGAGGGGGUAGCCAUUUGAUUAGCUGUUCAGGAGUCUUAUGGCUUGGGGGUAGAAGCUGUUGAGAAGCCCUUUGGACCUAGACUUGGCGCUCCGGUACCGCUUGCCAUGCGGUAGCAGAGAGAACAGUCUAUGACUAGGAUGGCUGGAGUUUUGACAUUUUUAGGGCCUUCCUCUGUCAUCGCCUGGUAUAGAGGUCCUGGAUGGCAGGAAGCUUGGCCCCAGUGAUGUACUGGGCAGUAUGCACUACCCUCUGUAGUGCCUUGCGGUCGGAGGCAGAGCAGUUGCCAUACCAGGCAGUGAUGCAACCUGUCAGGAUGCUCUCGAUGGUGCAGCUGUAAAACUUUUUGAGAAUCUGAUGACCCAUGCCACAUUUUUUCAGUCUCCUGAGUGUAAAUAGGCUUUGUCGUGCCCUCUUCACGACUGUCUUGGUGUGUUUGGACCCAUUUUCAAUGCCCUGGCUGAGGGAAGGAGGUUCUCACCCAAGAUUUGGCUGUACAUGGCCCCGUCCAUCGUCCUUUUGAUGCGGUGAAGUUGUCCUGUCCCCUUAGCAGAAAAACACCCCCAGAGCAUAAUGUUUACACCUCCAUGUUUGACGGUGGGGAUGGUGUUCUUGGGGUCAUAGGCAGCAUUCCUCCUCCUCCAAACAUGGCGAGUUGAGUUGAUGCCAAAGAGCUCGAUUUUGGUCUCAUCUGACCACAACACUUUCACCCAGUUCUCCUCUGAAUCAUUCAGAUGUUCAUUGGCAAACUUCAGACGGGCCUGUAUAUGUGCUUUCUUGAGCAGGGGGACUUUGCGGGCGCUGCAGGAUUUCAGUCCUUCACGGCGUAGUGUGUUACCAAUUGUUUUCUUGGUGACUAUGGUCCCAGCUGCCUUGAGAUCAUUGACAAGAUCCUCCCGUGUAGUUCUGGGCUGAUUCCUCACCGUUCUCAUGAUCAUUGCAACUCCACGAAGUGAGAUCUUGCAUGGAGCCCCAAUGCCGAGGGAGAUUGACAGUUAUUUUGUUUUUUUUGUUCUUCCAUUUGUGAAUAAUCGCACCAACUGUUGUCACCUUCUCACCAAGCUGCUUGUCGAUGGUCUUGUAGCCCAUUCCAGCCUUGUGUAGGUCUACAAUCUUGUCCCUGACAUCCUUGGAGAGCUCUUUGGUCUUGGCCAUGGUGGAGAGUUUGGAAUCUGAUUGAUUGAUUGCUUCUGUGGACAGGUGUCUUUUAUACAGGUAACAAGCUGAGAUUAGGAGCACUCCCUUUAAGUUAUUUUUUUCAUUUCACUUCACCAAUUUGGACUAUUGUGUGUAUGUCCAUUACAUGAAAUCCUAAUAAAAAUCUAUUUAAAUUACAGGUUGUAAUGAACAAAAUAGGAAAAACGCCAAGGGGGAUGAAUACUUUUGCAAGGCACUGUAUGGGACACUGCUUAAUCAGUUUACAAAGGAAUUUUAAUUUCAUGACUACUUGAAUUCCUGUAGAAUCUGGAGAAUUCCAAUCACAGCUGUUGUGUGUUAUUGAGUCAGUGUCUCCACCAUCAGACUGUGACCAAUCCUUUGUCCAGACUAGAGCACCAGUUUCACCAGCAGCCCCCCCUGGCUGUGACCUACCCAAACCCCCACCACCCUGAGGUCAUGACCCUGCCCCGGGCUCCUCACACUUCCCAGUCCCUGCCUCCCUCCCUCUGUCUCCUUUCCCUCCCCAUGGACACUGUGUGUGUCCAGAGUCCAGACCCAAUAAUCCACAAUUACACCCACUGCUAA